AAUGAUUUAAUAAACAGUACACUCCAUUCUAGACUCUACACAGGAAACAAGUACCGUUACUUUAUGUCUUUAUCUGAACCAAGCAAGCAAGCAAGUAGAACAAGAACAAGUACCAGAGCAGUGAGAAUCUAGAGAUAGAGAGAACAAUGGCAAGAGGGUUUUGCUUCAUCUUUGUUGUUUCAUCAGUUUUGCUUAUGCUUCUUGAUUGUUGCUAUGGGAGUUUUGUUGGAAUUUGCUAUGGAAGAAAUGCUGAUGACCUACCUCCACCUGAUAAGGUGUCACAGUUGGUUCAAGAUCACAAAAUUAAAUAUGUUAGAAUUUAUGAUUCUAACAUACAAGUUCUAAAAUCUUUUGCAAACACUGGCGUCGAACUUAUGAUUGGAAUUCCAAAUCUAGAUUUGCUUCCAUUCUCUCAGUUCCAAACUAAUGCAGAUACUUGGCUGAGAAAUAGCAUCCUUCCUUACUAUCCAGCCACUAAGAUCACAUACAUAACUGUCGGUGCCGAAGUCACAGAAAGUCCUGAAAACAUUUCCGCAUUAGUCGUGCCAGCGAUGACUAAUGUCCUUGCAGCACUCAAGAAAGCUGGACUUCAUAAGAAGAUAAAAGUUUCCAGUACUCAUUCACUUGGUGUUUUGUCUCGAUCGUUCCCUCCUUCAGCCGGUGCUUUUAAUAGCAAACAUGCUCAUUUCCUGAAGCCACUGCUAGAAUUUCUUGCAGAAAAUCAGUCGCCUUUUAUGAUUGAUCUAUAUCCUUAUUACGCAUAUCGUGACUCUCCAACCAAAGUGUCCUUGGACUAUGCAUUGUUCGAGUCCUCCUCCGAAGUUAUUGACCCUAACACUGGUUUGCUUUAUACAAACAUGUUUGAUGCUCAGAUUGAUGCUAUUUAUUUUGCAUUAACAGCGUUGAAUUUCAGAACGAUUAAAGUCAUGGUAACCGAAACAGGUUGGCCUUCGAAAGGUUCACCUAAGGAGACAGCUGCUACUCCUGAUAAUGCACAAACAUAUAAUACCAAUCUGAUAAGACAUGUUAUCAAUGAAACCGGCACACCUGCAAAGCCGGGAGAAGAGCUAGACAUCUACAUAUUUUCGUUGUUCAACGAAAACAGGAAGCCGGGUUUGGAAUCUGAGAGGAACUGGGGAAUAGUUUAUCCGGACCUAACAAACGUGUAUAGCCUAGAUUUUACCGGACGAGGUCCUGUAGACAUGACCGCAGAUGCAAAUGCUACUAGUCCAACUUCAAAUGGAACAAAAUGGUGCAUUGCUUCGAGUAAUGCAACACAACUUGACUUACAGAAUGCGAUAAAUUGGGCAUGUGGUACUUCUGGAAAUGUGGACUGUACUGCUAUCCAGCCUAGCCAGCCUUGUUUUGAGCCGGAUAACUUAGUCUCGCAUGCUUCAUAUGCUUUUAAUAGCUAUUACCAGCAAAAUGGUGCUUCUGAUGUUGCUUGUAGUUUUGGAGGAACUGGCGUCCUUGUUGAUAAGGAUCCAACCUAUGACAACUGCAUCUACAUGAAAACUGGAAAUAACCAAACUUUGGCAAGUAAUAAUACAACGGCAACGUCAAUAUCUUCACCUCCAUCCUCCUCAAGCAAAGAAGUCUACACUUCAAUCUCUACUAGUGCUCUUCUUUUGAUCUUUCUCCUCUUUCUUUUGGAUAUCGGACAAGCCUAACAAGCUUGAUCGAUGACAAGAGGAAAGCUUUCGAUUGUUGAAAAGGCAACAUGAUUAAUUUUUUACCACGUUGAGGUGUAUGCUGCUUUUGGCAUGAAGGAAAAGUAAUGAUUUCAGAAGAUUUUUUAGUAGUGCAUCAAAAAAAUGUAAAUUUGUAUGAAAUUUAACUAUUGCAUGUAGAUUAGAGCAAUCUGUCUUCUAGUUUUGUAUUCCAAGUGACAGGCCAAAAUAGCAGGAUGAACAUUUUCUGUGGUUUAGUUUUGUAAGUGUUGCUUCAACUUUUGAAUGUGGAAGUUUAGGUACAGUCUCAAUAGUUUCAUGUAGGGAAUGUAUAACAAUGGAUUCAUAUUUUCUAUUACAUCAAUGCAUGUGUUAUUAGUGAAAAA
Molecule: messenger RNA, 2056 nt
Organism: Medicago truncatula (barrel medic)
Lineage: Eukaryota; Viridiplantae; Streptophyta; Magnoliopsida; Fabales; Fabaceae
Product: glucan endo-1,3-beta-glucosidase 13
Exons: 4
Coding region: 147-1670 (507 amino acids)
Biological process (GO): carbohydrate metabolic process
Molecular function (GO): hydrolase activity, hydrolyzing O-glycosyl compounds
Source: RefSeq, a predicted model, not a curated record